AUGUCGCAACGAUUCAACCUCAAUGAUGAUCCCGCAUCUUUGGGGACAUAUCAAGCCUCGCAUACCGCCUAUUUGCCUUCUCUUACCGCGACGCCAUCAAGCGUUAACAUUCCCCUGCGCCCUUCUCCCCGAUCUUUGGGCCUAUCGAUCUCUGCAAGUGGUCAAUUAUCCUUUAUCGAUGACAAGACCGGCACAAAUCCUUUCUCUACACACCCUAUAUUUGAUGAUCAUCAACUUAUAAUUGGCUCUCCUACUAAUGAUCCAGACUUCACUCAGCCACAAGGGGCCUUUUUCGGAAGGGGAAUGAACGUGACUGAAAGGUUCUUGAAUGUAGCUUCUUUUCAAGUCAAAAGGAAAUAUGACCUUAUACCUUCUAUUCUGAGAUCAUUGACGAGGGAAUUUGAGAACGUAAAUUUGAAUGACGAGAUACACGAUGUAUAUAUGACAAUUGAUCAAGCAGAUACCAUUAGUAAGUUUACCGGAAUCACAUUCAACCUGGUUCCACCAGCCAAAAAGGGAUGGGUGAAAAAAGCGUAUCACGAAGGAUAUGAGGGAGAUCGUUCUGGACAAUCAGAUGAUGAUUCACUGUGCGUCACAAGUCAUAGAAAUCCAAAUAAUGAUUUGGGAGAAUUCGAUUGUCUUGAAGGAUACGAGUGGAAAGCGAAUUCUCAAUCUCCUGAGAACAAUUUAACACUGCACUUCGACACCGAGAAAAGCAAGCUAUUCGAUGAAUCAAACGAGGAACCUAAAGAAGAGAUGAAAGCUCUCUUUGGUGGAUCGAAAGAAAUAGAUGUAGAUGUCGAAGCUACUAUUCGACUAAAUGGCUUCUCCCAUUUAAAGGAACACCCAGAUCCCGCCCACUGGGGGACAAUUACCACAGACUUGCACCGUCACCAAUUGGAUUCCGCUUUGACGGGUCCACACCGCUUGCAGACCUCGGUUGAAAUACCAGAAGACGAUCCUCCUAACUACGAUAUGUUACAUCCUCGUUGUGCAGCACACUCGCCGUCGUCUGUCGAUACCACAGAUAAUCAAUCGAUCACUUCCUCGAUUGCUCCUCCCACAGACACUCGAUCGGAGACUGCUCCUCCAAUCACUCAGCCUAGGAUGCCAAGCACUAGCGCAUCUUCUGGGAACAGACGACGAAUAGUAGUUCUUCCAGCUGGAGGCAAAGCGGAAGUUACCAAUGGAGGAUUGAGGAGACAAAGACGAAAGUAG
Kwoniella shivajii is the source of this 1218-nucleotide messenger RNA. RefSeq lists its product as uncharacterized. The coding region runs from base 1 to 1218 and encodes 405 amino acids. The record is from RefSeq and is a predicted model, not a curated record. Lineage: Eukaryota; Fungi; Basidiomycota; Tremellomycetes; Tremellales; Cryptococcaceae. The transcript is spliced from 2 exons.